CUCAUCCGAUGAUAAGCUAGACUGAUAAGAUGAAAUGUCAUUUUAAAAUUAACAUUAUUAUCGUGUCUGUUCGUUCGCUUAUGAUGAGUUACUUUGAUGCAGUUACAUAGCUAUCACAAUGAAGCAAAGUACCUUAAAUUUAUUUAAAUCUGGACAUAAACUCGUCUCGUCAGCAAGCUGUCAGAAACUUCAAUCAGAAUAUGAUGUCGUAAUUGUUGGAGCAGGACACAAUGGGCUGGUCGCUGCUGGAUAUUUACAAAGAAGUGGGCUCAGUGUCUGUGUUUUAGAAAGACGACAUGUUGUUGGAGGUGCUGCGGUAACAGAGGAAAUAGUGCCAUCUUUUAAAUUUUCUAGAGCCUCGUAUGUUCUCAGUUUGCUGAGACCAAAAAUCAUCAGAGAUCUGGAGCUGAAGAAAUUUGGUUUAAAAGUCCACUUACGGAACCCAAGCUCCUUCACACCUCUUUCUGAGAAAUAUUGGAGAGGUAACACCUCGAAGUCACUUAUCCUUGGUCAAGAUGAUGUGUUCAACUUCCAACAAAUAUCCCAGUUUUCAGUCAAAGAUGCUAAAGCUUAUGAAAUGUAUGAAAAACAGCUCCAAAAAAUAGUGAAAGCUCUUGAUCCAUUACUUGACUUGUCACCUGCAUCUGUAAUUGAUCUGUUAAAUGAAAAAUCUAUUUUGAGAAGGAUCGCAUUGCUUCUCAAAAACCCGGGCAUUGCCCAAGCUGGUAUUAGUAUUGCAAAGUUGGGUGCUGAGCUUCCAUCUGCUUGGCAACUGCUAAUGGCUCCCAUCAGACAAAUUCUGGAUCAAUGGUUUGAAUCAGAACCACUGCGGGCAACCCUAGCGACUGAUGCAUUGAUUGGUGCUAUGCAUGACACACACACACCAGGUGGAGGGUAUGUCUUACUGCAUCAUGUUAUGGGAGAAAUAGACGGGAAAAGAGGUGUCUGGGGGUAUCCUGAAGGAGGAAUGGGAGCUGUUUCCCAAGCCCUUGCAGAUUCAGCCGCAUCACAUGGUGCUCAUAUUUUUACAAAUCAGGUACUGUGACUU
Messenger RNA from Frankliniella occidentalis (western flower thrips), 1048 nucleotides. RefSeq names its product pyridine nucleotide-disulfide oxidoreductase domain-containing protein 2-like. NCBI's taxonomy places the organism in Eukaryota, Metazoa, Arthropoda, Insecta, Thysanoptera, Thripidae. The record is from RefSeq and is a predicted model, not a curated record. Bases 119 to 1045 code for a protein of 308 amino acids. The transcript is spliced from 6 exons.